AUGUGCGGAGCAGGACAGCGCCAUAGCGGGGUGCGCCUCAGCAUCCCGUCUCCUCCCCUCCUUCAGCCUCCCUUCACUCCCCUUCACCUCCCUCACUCCCUUCACCUCCCUUCACUCCCCUUUCACCCCCACUUCACUCCCCUUCACCUCCCUUCACUCCCCUUCACCCCCACUUCACUCCCCUUCACCUCCAUUCACUCCCCGUUAACCCCUCGUCGCUCCCCUUCACCUCACUUCACUGCUCCAUCAGGUGACCCGCACGCGUACCCACCCCUCACCACUCUCACGUACACGGAUGAGAGAGAGGAGGAGGGGAACGGGGAAGGGCAGGAAGUUAUAAGCUAUCACGUUUUCCUCCCAACCCACCAUUGCUCUCGCUCCCACCCCGCCAUUGCUUCUCCCACUCACCCACCGUCGCCAUUUUCUUCCCACCCCGCCAUCACCUCUCCCUCCCACCCCGCCAUCGCCUCUCCCUCCGCCGUCGCCUCUCCCUCCGCCUCCCUCCGCCGUCGCCUCUCCCUCCGCCGUCGCCUCUCCCUCCGCCGUCGCCUCUCCCUCCGCCUCCCUCCGCCGUCGCCUCUCCCUCCGUCGUCGCCUCUCCCUCCGCCGUCGCCUCUCCCUCCGCCUCCCUCCGCCGUCGCCUCUCCCUCCGCCGUCGCUUCUCCCUCCGCCGUCGCCUCUCCCUCCGCCGCCGCCUCUCCCUCCGCCGUCGCCUCUCCCUUCUCCGUCGCCUCUCCCUCCCCAUCGUCGCCUCCAACCCUGCCCGUCGUCGCCUUCCCUUCCCUUCCCGCUGUCGCCUCUGGCGACAGGCGCACGAGUGGAGCGCGGGUUGGUGCGCGACCGCGGAUUUUGUGUGUCGAUUGA
This is a messenger RNA of Closterium sp. NIES-65, 864 nucleotides long. The record is from the annotation of a GenBank genome assembly. Lineage: Eukaryota; Viridiplantae; Streptophyta; Zygnematophyceae; Desmidiales; Closteriaceae.